Messenger RNA from Mirounga angustirostris (Northern elephant seal), 647 nucleotides. RefSeq names its product natural cytotoxicity triggering receptor 3 (gene NCR3). The transcript has 4 exons. The coding region runs from base 1 to 585 and encodes 194 amino acids. The record is from RefSeq and is a predicted model, not a curated record. NCBI's taxonomy places the organism in Eukaryota, Metazoa, Chordata, Mammalia, Carnivora, Phocidae. Gene Ontology annotation, biological process: natural killer cell activation; positive regulation of natural killer cell mediated cytotoxicity; immune response-activating cell surface receptor signaling pathway.
AUGACCCGGAUGCUAUUGCUCAUCUUUAUCAUGGUCCAUCCAGAGAGGUGUUUUUCUGGGUCUUCUCUUUGCCUGCCAGGAUCCUGUGCUCUCUGGGUGUUCCAGCCCCUGGAAAUUCGUACCCAGGAGGGCACCGCUGCCUUCUUGCCCUGCUCCUUCAAUGCCAGCCAAGGGAAAUUGGCCAUUGGCUCUGUCACGUGGUACCGGGACAAGGUGGCCCCAGAGAAGGAAGUGAGGAAUGGGACCCCAGAGUUCAGGGGCCGCCUGGCCCCUCUUCCCUCUUCCCGUUUCCUCUAUGACCAUCAGGCCGAGCUGCACAUCUGGGACACCCAACACUGUGACGCUGGAGUCUACGUGUGCAGGGUGGAGGUGCUGGGCCUAGGUGUUGGGAUGGGGAAUGGGACUCUGCUGGUGGUAGAGAAAGGACCUCCUCGGCUAGGGGCCAGCACAGUCCUCCUCCUUCGGGCUGGAUUCUAUGCCUUCAGCUUUAUCUGUGUGGCCAUGGGCAGCACCAUCUAUUACCAAGGCAAAUGCCACCGUCACCUGGGAACAUGCCGCCACUUCUUAGAUGCCGCUGAUGAGUGAUUCCAGACCCCAGGCAUCCAACUGUCUUCAAGAGACCCCAAUAAAUCUUCCUCUGCCCCGCC